CAGUCAGUAUUUACUGAUGAAGAGCAUGAAGCCAUACAAGAAUGUCUACGUCAAAGAUUAGGACCUAAAUUUAUCAGUCAAAGAACUGGACCAGGGGGAUCAAAGCUGGCCUAUAUUGAAGGAUGGAAGUUGAUUAAUCUAGCUAAUGAGACGUUUGGUUUUAAUGGUUGGUCCCACUCUGUCACUAAUCAAACUGUUGAUUUUGUAGAUCAUAUUAAUGAUCGAUAUUAUGUGGGUGUUAGUGCGUUAAUGAAAGUACAGUUAAAAGACGGUGUUUAUCAUGAAGAUAUAGGCUAUGGUGUUAGUGAAGGAUUGAGAUCCAAAGCAUUGUCUAUUGAGAAGGCUAGAAAAGAGGCUGCCACUGAUGGCUUGAAAAGGGCUUUGAAAAAUUUUGGAAAUGCUAUGGGUAAUUGUUUAGGAGAUAAAGAUUAUUUAAAAUGUUUAGUGAAGGCACCAAAACCAGUAAGUAUGAUAUGUUGA
Lottia gigantea (owl limpet) is the source of this 480-nucleotide messenger RNA. RefSeq lists its product as hypothetical. Gene Ontology annotation, cellular component: nucleus. The record is from RefSeq and is a predicted model, not a curated record. Gene Ontology annotation, biological process: DNA recombinase assembly; mitotic recombination; double-strand break repair via single-strand annealing. The annotation marks the transcript as partial. The transcript is spliced from 4 exons. Lineage: Eukaryota; Metazoa; Mollusca; Gastropoda; Lottiidae.